AUGAACGCUCACGUCGACUUGAGUGCACCCAAUCGCAUUGACAUUACAGGGGACGACUGGAAGGACAUUGAACCCAAGGAAGUUACCAAGAGGGCAGUUGCUAAGUAUGCAGUCGCCAAGUAUUUCAACAAUGCACUCACCGAUAUAGAACAUAAGGACGACAAGGAACAAAGUGGCGACAGGAAUGAUUUAAAGGUAGUGGGACUCGGAACCGGAUCCACAGCCACGUGGUUAGUCAAGGAACUGGGUAUUUUGUUGAGACAAGGUUCGUCCAACAUCAACCGACUUAAGUUCGUAUGCACCAGUCAAGACACGGUGACGAAGGCUAGGGCCGAGGGACUACAGGUAGUGGAAGUGCAGGAACUUGGCACGAACCCUUCGGUGGAUCUAGCAAUAGACGGUGCCGACGAGAUAGACCCAGCGGCCAACAUCAUCAAAGGACGAGGUGGUGCGCUCUACCGCGAGAAAUUGAUAGAACUACUAGCGAAGCGGUUUGUGGUGAUUGCUGACAGCUCAAAGCUGGUACAAAAACUUGGAGCUGGGACCCUGCCCGUUGACAUCGGUACCUGGAGCACCAACGCCAUCAUGCAGCGCGUCGAACGUGUUUGCCACACACUUCAAGGACCAGUCUCAAUGACCAUCCGGAACAAUCAAGACGAAGAACCCUUCCGAACGGACGACGGCAAUUACGUGCUAGACGUCACGUUCUCGAACGGAAUCUCGGAUCCAGUACAACUCUGUCGGGAACUCAAAACGAUCAACGGAGUCAUUGAGACAGGUCUCUUUGUGCAAAUGAACCCAGAAGUAUUCACUGCUCGACAACUAGACUCCUCCACUGUCCAAAUCUCGCAACUUAACUAUUAA
Messenger RNA from Gregarina niphandrodes, 864 nucleotides. Its product is annotated as ribose-5-phosphate isomerase A. Gene Ontology annotation, biological process: D-ribose metabolic process; pentose-phosphate shunt, non-oxidative branch. The transcript has a single exon. The record is from RefSeq and is a predicted model, not a curated record. The coding region runs from base 1 to 864 and encodes 287 amino acids. Gene Ontology annotation, cellular component: cytosol. Gene Ontology annotation, molecular function: ribose-5-phosphate isomerase activity. NCBI's taxonomy places the organism in Eukaryota, Apicomplexa, Conoidasida, Eugregarinorida, Gregarinidae.